Messenger RNA from Aspergillus melleus, 696 nucleotides. RefSeq names its product 3,4-dihydroxy-2-butanone-4-phosphate synthase RIB3 (gene RIB3). The coding region runs from base 1 to 696 and encodes 231 amino acids. The record is from RefSeq and is a predicted model, not a curated record. The transcript is spliced from 3 exons. Lineage: Eukaryota; Fungi; Ascomycota; Eurotiomycetes; Eurotiales; Aspergillaceae. Gene Ontology annotation, molecular function: 3,4-dihydroxy-2-butanone-4-phosphate synthase activity. Gene Ontology annotation, biological process: aerobic respiration; riboflavin biosynthetic process. Gene Ontology annotation, cellular component: mitochondrial intermembrane space; cytosol.
AUGCCUUCCCCGACCGAGCCCGUCCACCAGUUUGAUUCCAUUGAGGAUACAAUUGCUGCUUUCAAGAAUGGAGAGUUCAUAAUUGUUCUCGACUCGCAAGACCGUGAGAAUGAGGGCGAUCUCAUCAUCGCUGCCGAGUCGAUCACAGAUGCCCAGAUGGCAUUUCUGGUCCGCUAUACAAGUGGCUUGAUCUGCGCACCCAUCACCCCCGAAAUCGCCAGCCGACUGGCCCUGCCGCAAAUGGUGCUCGAAAACGCUGACCCCAAGGGCACCGCCUACACGAUCUCCAUCGACUCGAGCGACCCCUCCGUCACAACCGGUAUCUCCGCCCAGGACCGCGCGCUCGCAUGCCGAACCCUUGCCUCGCCGUCUGCUCGUAUCGACGACUUCCGAAGACCCGGCCACAUCAUCCCCCUGCAGGCGAAGGCCGGUGGGGUGCGCGAACGCAGAGGACACACCGAGGCCGCGGUCGAGUUCUGUCGUCUGGCGGGGAAGUCCCCGGCUGGUGUGAUCGCCGAGUUGGUGGAGGAUGGCGAGCUGGUCGAGGGGGUCCCUGAGAUCGGUGGAAAUAACGGCAUGAUGAGACGCGAUGGGUGUUUGAAGUUCGGUAAGAAAUGGGGCAUCAAGGUAUGCACGAUCGAGGAUCUGGUUGAGUAUGUUGAGAAGACGGACGGUGUGACGAAUGGGAAACAUUGA